UUAGCCAUUUCUGGUUAGCAACGCUAUAGAGAGGCUCAGGAAUCAUCGUCAACUUUAGCGAGCUACCAUGGCACAGGCAGCGCAGGCGAAUGUCUUCGACGCAAAUAACUCUCAGAUUCAGGUGGAGCACGAUAAAAAGCGCCGGCAGUUUGUUAUAAGACUGAAUGGAUCACAUGAUCGUGCUGUUCUUCUGUACGAGUAUGUUGGGAAAAAGACAGUGGACUUGCAACACACUGAAGUUCCAGAUGCUUACAGAGGGAGAGGAAUUGCCAAGCACCUGGCCAAGGCAGCCAUGGAUUUUGUGGUAGAAGAGGAUCUGAAAGCCCACCUGACCUGCUGGUACAUUCAGAAAUAUGUCAAAGAGAAUCCUCAGCCUCAGUACUUUGAACAUAUUUAUCAAUGACCCCACAUGGCUCUGAAAGAGAAGAGAACAACAAAUAAACUCCCAGGAGAUAAAUACUGUGUGGCAGCAGCAGCAUGCUUUGGAGUUACAGGCUGAUAUAUAAAGGACCUUCCAGGCAUUGUUAAACAUAACAUUGAGUGAAUCCAGAGACAACUGAUCUCAUGGGGAAGAUGUCUGUGAACUGAAGGUUGGGUUGACAGACCAGUUAUGUCCAUAACAUGGGGAUGCACACUCACCAGAAACAGGAAGUGAAUCAGCUGGUCAUGACUUGUAAACAUGACCAAACCACCUAACCAAAACUGAAGCCUGUUACCUCAGACAGAAACCUCCAAGUUGUAUACCCACCACUGACUAUAUGCAAGUGUUAGGUAUGUAAUGAGAACGACGUAUGUGAGUCCAAUCCUAUGUUGCAAAUUCUCUGUCCUCCUUUGGACUCACUGGUUGUGAACAGCACUACAGGAUAAACGGCCCAGGCAUCUUUCUCUGUGAUGGUUUGGAUGGAAGCAACGGUGGCUUCACUGACUCUCAAAUGACGGUGACUUUUGUAUUUCAGUCCCCUUUUUAUAUUCUUUGAGUUUUGGGGGUUUUUUUCUCCCCACCCUUAGAAAUUAGGGCUAAUAUGCUAGUAUAGAAGUUGUGAAUGCUAAUUGCAUCUUUGAAACAAGCUAAUUUACCCCCCCCCCCCCCCCCCCCCUUGGUAACUGCAAAAAGAUGUAGGCAUAAAUAUGGUGGGUAACGGGUAAUUUUUUUUGUGUUUAGAGGGCAUUUCUUUUCCCAAAUUCUCAAUUUUGUUCCACUGUUUCUCUGUCUGCUUCCAUUCUUCCUGGUAACAGAAACUUACUGUCCAUUAUUGGAGUCAUAAAUUGAUAAAUCAAAGGUGCAGGGAUUUGUACACCAAAGAACACAACCUUCGAUGUCUGACCCAUUUUCUCCAUCGUACACGUUAAAUGUUACAGACACACGGUAAAUUGAGUCUGAAGCUUGUCACUGUGCAGCACAACACUUCAGUUUGGAUAUGAAUAAAUAUCUCUGCUGAAAAGCAGCUCUACUAUAUUCAGGGCAUUUACAUUCUAUGUUUUUUUUUCUUGUCAUUUGAUCAAUUUUUUUCUUACCCACAAGGUGUCUUUAGCCAACUAAUGAUAGAGGUCAUCAUUUUACUGACUAAAUGGGUUACUUUCCCUUUUUUGGCUCUUCAGGAGCUUUUGCUGUUGACAAUCUAAAGUGUUGAGAAAAAUACCUCAGGUUACUCAACACACUGUGUUGGCAGGGCAGACAUCAACAUGUAAAGCAGACCAUCUGCUUUAAGAAUCACAGAGAGGAAAUUGUAGGAAACUACUUUCCUUUUGUAAAACCAUCCCUUAGGUGGCACACACCUAUUUAUAGGCCAGGAUAUUUGAGGUAUUAUUUCAUUUUUUAUGUUUAUAUUUCUGUUUGUGUAUUUUCUUGAAAGGAAACAAAUACCUGAUUAAACAGUUUUGAGCAGGUGGUUCUACCAAAUGUGUGAAAAUGUACCAAUCCUUAACUGUUUUGUGCUUGAGACUUUUUUUUUCUUUCUUGUUGUCGAUAAGUAAAUAAAUCAAAUACUCAUCACAUUA
Molecule: messenger RNA, 1998 nt
Organism: Toxotes jaculatrix (banded archerfish)
Lineage: Eukaryota; Metazoa; Chordata; Actinopteri; Toxotidae
Gene: natd1
Product: protein NATD1
Exons: 3
Coding region: 68-403 (111 amino acids)
Source: RefSeq, a predicted model, not a curated record